AAAACCUAUUUUACAGCAGUUUCUAUUGCAUUGACACUGUUAUUUGUGUUAGUUUUGUGUGCUUUGUUGUCCAUGCUUUGUGACACACCAAUUCAGUGCAUUUUUCCAGCAGGGAAAAUUGUGAGAUUGUAGGUCAGGAGGAUGACUGCUCUAGUGUACUGCUCAUUGAUUGUGGUUUUAUUGUGUCUUUGUGGAUACUUAAACGCAACGGAUGCUACUCAAGGACAAACUGCAGUAAAGCCAGGAGAGUGUCCACCCCAAACACCUGGAAGCUCCUGUACCAGGUUAUGUGACUGUGACUCUAACUGUCCUGACAAUGAGAAGUGUUGCAGCAAUGGAUGUGGACGUUACUGUACAUCUCCUUAUACAGUGAAGCCGGGUCAAUGUCCCAAACCAAAGAGCGUUCCAGAAUGUGCUGAAAGCUGUUUCCAUGAUGGCCAGUGUCCUGCUGCACAGAAGUGUUGCCCAACCAUCUGUGGCCAUGUAUGUAGUCAGGGAAGCGGACAGGGACAAGGUCAAGGACAGGGACAAGGUCAGGGAAGCGGGCAGGGUCAGGGUCAAGGACAGGGACAAGGUCAGGGAAGCGGACAGGGUCAGGGACAAGGUCAGGGAAGCGGACAGGGACAGGGACAAGGUCAAGGACAGGGACAAGGUCAGGGACAGGGACAAGGUCAGGGAAGCGGACAGGGACAAGGUCAAGGACAGGGACAAGGUCAGGGAAGCGGACGGGGACAAGGUCAGGGAAUCGGACAGGGACAGGGACAAGGUCAGGGAAUCGGACAGGGACAGGGACAAGGUCAGGGAAGCGGACAGGGACAGGGACAAGGUCAGGGAAGCGGACAGGGACAGGGACAAGGUCAGGGAAGCGGACAGGGACAGGGACAAGGUCAGGGAAUCGGACAGGGACAAGGUCAGGGAAUCGGACAGGGACAAGGUCAGGGAAGCGGACAGGGACAGGGACAAGGUCAGGGAAGCGGACAGGGACAGGGACAAGGUCAGGGAAGCGGACAGGGACAAGGUCAGGGAAGCGGACAGGGACAAGGUCAGGGAAGCGGACAGGGACAAGGUCAGGGACAGGGACAAGGUCAGGGAAGCGGACAGGGACAGGGACAAGGUCAGGGAAUCGGACAGGGACAGGGACAAGGUCAGGGAAUCGGACAGGGACAGGGACAAGGUCAGGGAAUCGGACAGGGACAGGGACAAGGUCAGGGAAGCGGACCG
Carassius carassius (crucian carp) is the source of this 1221-nucleotide messenger RNA. RefSeq lists its product as uncharacterized. Gene Ontology annotation, cellular component: extracellular region. The annotation marks the transcript as partial. Gene Ontology annotation, molecular function: peptidase inhibitor activity. Lineage: Eukaryota; Metazoa; Chordata; Actinopteri; Cypriniformes; Cyprinidae. The transcript is spliced from 6 exons. The record is from RefSeq and is a predicted model, not a curated record.